AAGUAAUUGCUUUACUUCCUCUGCGACAUCAUUUAGUGUAAUUUGCGUUGUUUAUAUAAAACGUGGGGACACGUAACUUUGACUUUGUGAUUUCUUUGAAACGUAAACAUGACGAGAUCGCUGUCUGUACUCCUUUUAACUUUGGGUUUUAUUGGCGCAAGUUACGGAGUGACAUCCAAACUUGACUUCGGAGAGGAAGAAGCGUCCGUCGUAACGAAUUCGAGCAAGGAAGACGAUGAUGUGGAAGUAAAGCACACAAUCGUCGUGUCCACAAAGCUGAGGAACAAUCAUCGCAAAGGAAUACAUAAUAACGAUGACUCGAGCGGUUUUUUGCACUCGUUAGGAACCAGUAGCUCUAAGAAAGAUGACAGCGGCGAAGUACCAGUUGUGGCAGCCUAUAAAUCUGUUGAAACAACAAAAAUCAGAACCCCGGACACUCGUUUCAAGACAACAGUUUAUCCAGAUUUUGUACCAAUAAGAAGAAACUCGAGAGACGAAUACGAUCGCUACCCAAAUUUAGACUUGAAUCAGUUCAAACCAUCGAGCUUUUACAAUAACAUAAACUGGUGGAAUCAAGACAGCAACAUUCAUAGACAUAGACCUGAUUACACGAAGACAAAUAGAGGCUAUGGCGACGAUGGAGUGAGAGAAUUUUACUGCAGAAAAUGCAGGGAAUUAAACGGUCCUAGGGGGUGCAUACCAAGAGGUAAUUCCUGGAUUGUUGAAAGCACUACACCGAGAAUAAAAAUCGAUGGCAAGAUUGCCAAGUUAAAUUGAGCUAUGACUAACUUAAACAAAUCGUUCUAUUGUGAUGCAAAACUUAUUACGAGGCAGCAAAAAAUGAUGAUGCUAUCGAAACAACCUUGACUUGUAAAGGCUGCAGUGUGUGAGCAAUACGAUUAUUUUACUACACGCCACUUUAAUGUACAUCUUGAAAUAACUUACCAUAUCGGAAUUAUUUUCCUUGCAAUGAACAACGAGUUUCUUGCACAUAACAUUGUAAUCGAACACACGUUACCAUAAGUGGAAAACAAUAAAAAUACACAUAAAAUUUAA
Molecule: messenger RNA, 1056 nt
Organism: Danaus plexippus (monarch butterfly)
Lineage: Eukaryota; Metazoa; Arthropoda; Insecta; Lepidoptera; Nymphalidae
Exons: 3
Coding region: 109-777 (222 amino acids)
Source: RefSeq, a predicted model, not a curated record